AUGACAUCCCCAGCUUUCACGCUCCCCAGGUUCUACACCGCCUUUUUCCUUGUGAUAGAGCCCAUCGCGGCACUCGUCGGCGCAUUCUUUGCACACUUUCGACAGUUGGACUAUCUGCGAAUGACACAUGCUGCCUCUGCGCCUGCAAACGUCGGCACCAUACCCCUCUCAACCUCGGUUGUUCUCUCUCAACUGGCAAAUCUGUACCUCCUCUUCACGAUCAAUGAAGCUCUAGUCUUACGCUCGACAUCCAAUCUCAGAGUCUGGAGAACGGUCUUGUUCGGAUUGUUGGUGGCAGACUUCGGGCAUCUUUACAGCAUUAAAGAGUUGGGACACCAGGUAUACUGGAACGUGUUGAAGUGGAAUGCAAUGGAUUGGGGGAAUGUGGCGUUCGUGUAUGCCGGAGCUACAAUGAGAAUGAUGUUUCUGGCUGGGGUUGGACUGAAUACGGAGAGUGGGAGGAAGGCUGCUGAGCGGGCUGCGGCGAAGAAGGCCAAGUGA
Molecule: messenger RNA, 501 nt
Organism: Hyaloscypha bicolor E
Lineage: Eukaryota; Fungi; Ascomycota; Leotiomycetes; Helotiales; Hyaloscyphaceae
Exons: 1
Coding region: 1-501 (166 amino acids)
Source: RefSeq, a predicted model, not a curated record